Messenger RNA from Haplochromis burtoni (Burton's mouthbrooder), 2775 nucleotides. Its product is annotated as NACHT, LRR and PYD domains-containing protein 1b allele 2. Gene Ontology annotation, biological process: regulation of apoptotic process. The transcript is spliced from 10 exons. Bases 388 to 1722 code for a protein of 444 amino acids. The record is from RefSeq and is a predicted model, not a curated record. NCBI's taxonomy places the organism in Eukaryota, Metazoa, Chordata, Actinopteri, Cichliformes, Cichlidae.
CUGCACAGUUUCCUGUUUGAAGCUGCUUCCUGUUGGCUUCAGCUGUUUGGAGUUUCCAUUUUCUAAACUUCUACAUUCUGAACCUUCUUUAGCUCUGAACAGAUUACGAAACACUGAAUGAUUUCAAGCACACACUUUGUCUAAUAAACUGGCAUCUUUCAUUCUUUAUACAGAUUGUGGGACUGUGGUUUGUCAGAGAUCAGCUGUUAUUAUCUGGCAGCAGCGCUGAAGUCCAACCCCUCCCAUCUGAGAGACCUGGACCUGAGCUACAACAAGCUGAAGGAUUCCAGAGUGCAGCAGCUCUGUGGUUUUCUGGAGAGUCCAAAUUAUAGACUACAGACUCUGAGGGUCAAUAACAAGACAGUCAAAUCUUCCAGAGACAAAACCAUGAUUGAGAAGGCAGCAGCUGAAGAAGAUAGUGGGUACUUAAAGAAGCAAGAGAAAUCCAUCACAAACAGUGACUCUGAGGUCAGACUGAAUCCAGACUCAUUAGACACUCAGCUUGAUUUGUCUAAGGAUGACACAGAGCUCAUUAAGCCUCCAUCAAGCUUCACACCUGAAGUACAAACUGAAUCCACACAAAUCUCCUACAGGUUCAGGUGUCCUGGUCCAGGUGUGUUCCUGUGUACUCUGACCAGACUGGUGUUUGUUAUGGCUCAGGAGGCGGAGGUGCUGUACCGGACUGUACAAUGGGAUGAGAGCCUCCUUCAACCAGCUGGAAAAACAGCUGCAGGGCCGCUGUUCAACAUCACAUGCUCUGAGGAUGCUGUCCGUCAGCUCCACCUGCCACACUGUGAAACAAAGGAGGUGGUGCAUGUUGACGGCCUGCUGUCUGUUGCCCACAUCUCUGAUAAUGGGAUGACCGUCUUGGAGCCGCUGGAGAUCACUGCCACCCAUGUGGUUGUGAAGGUCCCUCACCUCUCUGCCUUUGGCCUCAUCUGGGAUGUCUUUAAGCGGUUCCUGAACAUGGAGGAACCCGUAAAUGGCCAAGUUCUGCUGUUCUUCCAACCUCUGGAGACAGGGCCUCGAAGAAUCAAUGUGUUUCUGCUGCAGGAAAAUAUCCCUUUGUCAGAGGUGUCUGCCCAACAAGGACAUGUGGCUGAAUACAUCCAGACCCCUGCUGACUGCCUUUUCAGCUUCGGUCAAAGGUACAGUGUCCACUGUGACCCUGAGAGCAGGAUACAGCCAGAGCAAACACAAUUUCACUUAAAGUUUGGCCCAAAUUACCAUCCAACAUUUCAAGUGUUCCUGACUACAAAUCCAGAGAUUGUGACUCUGAUGGUCAAAGACCAAGAGGGGACAGAAACCUGGAAAUCAUCUGUUUACCUGCCAGGUCAGCGUCCUGUUACAUGUCUGUUAUCUAUCUUUGUUCCUUCAGCACCAAGAACAGAAACCUUAAUGAGGAGUGUCCCAGCUGAGGCCCGAGUCCCAGCAGCUGAGAGGCUGCUCACAGUUCGCUCACAGUUUAUUGAAAGAGUGUCUGAACCUGUUUUAAACAAACUUCUGGAUAAACUCCUGCAGCAGCGCGUUAUCAAUGAUCAGGAGAUGGAAUCAGUCAGAUCACAGCAGAGCAGAGCAGAUAAAGCACGAGACGUGAUGGACACGGUGCGACGAAAAGGUCGCGAAGCCAGGUUACUGCUGAUCGCUGCUCUCUGUGAGGAGGAUCGAUGCCUUUCCACAGAGCUGAACCUGAAUGAAGACAGACUUGGAAAGAGUCUGUGAUGAUGAAUCUCAAAGACCACUGACCGUUUCAUUGUGAUCUUCAUGUGACGUGUUUUUAAACUGCACUUUAGUUCUAAAAGUGCCUCUCGUUAAAACCUGGACUCUGAUUAGAUGCUGAGCAGGACAUUGGAUGGACUGAAGCAGAGUCUGGGACCUCAGUAAUUAUUAGUGCACAAAGCAGCAAAUAUGUGAAGCUCCGUUAAUGCUGAACCACAUCUACAGGUUGAAGAGCAACACCUCAGGUUAUCUGGGACCAGCGUCAGUUUGCACCAAUAUAACUGAAGCUGUUUUUACCUGUAAUGCUGGAAUAACCUAUUGAAUCACAUGAUCAGUGUUUACAAUCUGUUUACUGAGGUUUAAACUCUCCUCUGUGCUUCUGCUUUGAGCAGCACGUUGUGCUUCUGCCUGUUUAAAUAAAGUUUUGCUGCCUGCUUUCUUAUGCUGGAGUUUGAAUUCAUGCUUUAAAACAGUUUGAGCUUCCUGUUUGUCUGAUUUACUUGAUUUGCGUCUCAUAUCUGAAUCGUGUUGUCGUGGGUCUGCAUGUGUUACAGUGUUAAUGGAGAUGACCCAGCGACUUAAAGUGAGCUGUUUAAUGAAUAAAGGCUGGUGAUCGAUGAUGAUGCGAAAAGGCAAAUAAAGAAACCUCUUACUAGAAAACUUUACUGACUCGAAACACAAUAAGCUAAAGAAAAAGAAGAACUUGUCAUGUUUCCGCUGUGUGGCAGGAAGGUUUAGGACCCAAAUGCAGGACACAGAACACAAGAGAGGUAAACUGAGAGAGGCAGCUUUUAUUGUUGUUGAAAAUCCAAACGUGAUGAAUAAGGACAUAUAACCAAAACUAGAAACUAAGGCCAGAAAACACAGGAAACCAGGAAGCUACAAAACCCAGAACAGACUCUGGAAUAACUGGGGACACAAGGAGCUCGGAGAAACACACACAGCACAAAGAAGUGGUACGACGCAACUGAGAGCAAGGAAAAUACAAGGCUAAAAUACACUAAGGGAUAACAAGAGAAUAGGACACACCUGUGAGCACAACAAGACUAGGGGAAG